UCUCUCACUCUCUGUUUUUUUCAUAUUGUCUGAUGAGUCUCUGUCUUUUGAGUCAGUAAUUCCCUAUUUAAGGUUAAGAUGGCGGCUCUCACUCACUCUGAGAUUGCAGCACGAUGGGGAAGGCCAACCAUUCUUCUUCGUCGUCGAUUGACAGCAGCAAACACCCAACUAUCUCAUCUGCAUCGUCUUCCUCUCUUUGCCACCAACCAAAGAGUAGUAUUGCCAGCAGAGACUUGAGCACAGAUCUUCGGCUUGGACUCACCCUUUCAAGAUCCACCUCUCUAUUCCCCGGUACCUUCUCCAAUUCUGAUUCCAGGGAGCAAGCAUCAGAUUGGCCACCGCUGAAACCGCUACUGAGGAGUACACUUGGAGAUCAGAAAGGAAAGAAUCGGGAAAGACGACCCUCCUUCUUCGUGAAGGUAUACAUGGAAGGGGUUCCAAUUGGCCGGAAGUUGGACCUCUUUGCUCACCAUGGUUAUGACGGCCUAAUCACCACUCUUGCCCACAUGUUCAAGACCAGCAUUCUCUACCCUGAUAGGGAUAGAGUCCAUUCUGAGUCAGAUCAAUAUCAUGUAUUAACGUACGAAGACAAGGAAGGAGAUUGGAUGAUGGUGGGGGACGUUCCUUGGGAGAUGUUCGUGACCACUGUGAAGAGACUCGAGAUCACCAGAGCUAACAGAUGCUAGAAUCUAACCUACCCAUGCCUAUCUCUCUCUCUCUCUCUCUCUCUUUGCAUUUUUGACUUGUAAUUAAACAACAGUAGCAAAGAAUUUGUUAAAUUACAGAUGUACAGCCUAUACUCCCAAGUGAUAGAAGCAUAGGAAUUUCAGUCUCUUCUUUGUUUUCCCCUCCAUC
Molecule: messenger RNA, 855 nt
Organism: Telopea speciosissima
Lineage: Eukaryota; Viridiplantae; Streptophyta; Magnoliopsida; Proteales; Proteaceae
Product: auxin-responsive protein IAA31
Exons: 5
Coding region: 114-686 (190 amino acids)
Biological process (GO): regulation of DNA-templated transcription
Cellular component (GO): nucleus
Molecular function (GO): protein binding
Source: RefSeq, a predicted model, not a curated record